Liolophura sinensis is the source of this 1947-nucleotide messenger RNA. Its product is annotated as mitochondrial ribonuclease P catalytic subunit-like. Gene Ontology annotation, biological process: tRNA 5'-leader removal; mitochondrial tRNA 5'-end processing. Gene Ontology annotation, molecular function: protein binding; ribonuclease P activity. Lineage: Eukaryota; Metazoa; Mollusca; Polyplacophora; Chitonida; Chitonidae. The record is from RefSeq and is a predicted model, not a curated record. The transcript is spliced from 6 exons. Gene Ontology annotation, cellular component: mitochondrial ribonuclease P complex; mitochondrion. Bases 195 to 1946 code for a protein of 583 amino acids.
UUAAUAGCUCAGUUACUCUGUUUCAGGUAUUUACUUAUAGGAUGUUAUUUUGACUCACUUAGUCUGUUCAGAAUUGAUUUGAACAUAUUGGCAGAUUAAUGAUUAGAGGUGACAUUUGAGAUGAAGCUCUUUAUCAGAAAGUGAUAUAUACUAACUACUGAACAGUGUUAUUCUGAGACUGUGGGAAAACGGCCAUGUCUCACUUGGUAUGCAGGGCGUUGAGAGCUGUAGUCAUCAGGAAACUCUGUGGAGUAAGAUUCUGUAAGAAACUUGAACUAUUUAAGUUCAUGAAUGACACAGAACAGCUAAGGUUUCAUGUGACUUCAGGAAUCAAACACCCAUUGUCUGUACUGGGAUCAGACAAUGCUGGAAAUGUCUUGUCACAGAGACAUUUAAAUAAUGAUUUAAGGUGGUGGGAUUCUGAAGUUAACCAUGAUGGCAAUUCUGAUCUUAAUGGAUACACAAAGACUGAAGUCUCCAGUGAAAACAGGAAACCCAGAAAAAUAUUUGGAAGUAGUGUUUUAGAGGAUUUUGAUACAGAGUUAGCAGCGGGAAACAACUUCAGCUGGAGUGUGAGUGACUGGGAGAGAUUUGAACAAAAAGUGUUGUCAGAGGGCAUGGACCUUAGUGAACUCUGGGAAGGCGUUUGCAUGAAUAUGCUGUACUAUCAUGAGGCAGUGCACAGUGGAGUGGCCCUGAUGAAACACAUAGAGAGCCAAGGGAGAUCACCCAAGUUAGUUACAUGGACGUCCUUCAUUGCGCUAUGUGGUUGGCAUGGGGGAAAAGACUUUCAGGAUUUAGUGCUGGACUCUUAUGACAAGCUGCUAGAAAAGUUUGAUGUAUUUGAUAGCAGCUCCUGCAAACUGCUGAUUCAAGGACUGUCCGGAACAGAUCGCUGGAAAGAGGCAAUACCACUUUUGGAGAUGGCUAAGUUAACACAACAACCUGGCAGUGGAUAUUUCUCACCCAUUAUUUUGGCAGCUUUGCGUGAAAAGGAUAUCGGUGUCAUCAUGGAAAUGCUCGACAUUUUGGGUGAAACUUUGCGCAUUCCACAGAGUAGUGUUUUCAUUAAGAUGGCGGAAGCUUGUGCAGAGAAUGAAAACUUUAAUUUUCAGGUUUUAUUUGAGUUCUUGAGAAAAUAUGAGUGGUUCCCAUCUACAGAAGUGGUACAAAGAUUAGCGCAACUUUGCAAGAGAGAUGGAUGGAGAGUUUCUUAUGCACAGAUGGAUUCAAGGGGCGUGUGUAAUAGUUGUGGGUGUCAAGCCCCUGCCUUUGCGCUGAGUGGAGAGCAGUUUAAAGAGCUUCGGGACAAGUUCCUGGAGCGAGCAGUCAUCCGAGGGGACGUGUUUUUAAAGUCCACCCCUAAAGAGCUGAAGAGGUUCUCCAGUUUUCUAGAGGACAUUGGAUCAUGCGAUGUCGUGCUGGACUCUCUCAACAUUGUCCUCGGCCAUUGUGCCAAGGCUUCCUCGCAGAAAAAGACCGAAGUGCUACACAGUGCUGUAGACUUUUUCUGGAAGAGAGGGAAGAAAGUGUUGGUGCUAGGAAGGAAGCACAUGUCUAACUGGCCGCAGAAGGAGAUGGCGGCCAUUAAGCAAAAAGCAGACAUUUUUUUUGCCGAAAACCAAUCUGCUGAUGAUCCGUUCCUGCUGUAUGCUGCCCUGUACAGUGGCCCCCAGACUCUGAUUGUGUCCAGUGAUGAGAUGAGGGACCACAGGUUCCUGCUGGGCCCCAGACUGGGCCAGGUGUUUGCACAGUGGCAAAGAGGUCAUCAGGUGUAUGUUGAUGCCGUGAAUAAGAAGACCAACUACGUCCACAUGCGUAUGCCAAGACGCUUUGAGACAGUGGCUCAGCAGGACUCUGGUGGAUGGCAUAUACCUUAUGAAGAUCAACAGGAGAGGUUUUCCUAUCACCGUCCAAACGCAUGGCUCUGUCUUAGAAAAAAAUAAA